CUUGGACCACGCCUACACACGUGGUCUCACAAGUACAAUCAUGGGUAGAGAAAAAAAGAAGGGAGAGAGUGGGCUUGCAACCACCUACUACUCGCGCAGUCAAGCAAUGAGGAAACUCCAGAUAUCAAUGCCUGAAUUCAGGCGUCUAUGCAUCUUCAAGGGUAUUUAUCCUCAAGAGCCUCGCCACCGACGAAAGGUCAGCAAGGGUAGCUCGGUCUACAAGACGUACUAUUAUCGUAAAGACAUUGCUUGGCUGGCACAUGAGCCUCUACUGCAAAAGGGAAGGGACUUUAAGAUAUUUGUCAAGAAGCUUAAGAGAGCUUUCAAUGAUGACGACAAAGUUAAAAUUGCGAGUCUCAAGGAGCACAGACCGUUGUACACCCUCGACCGUAUGGUGAAGGAGAGGUAUCCGACUUUUGUUGAUGCCUUGAGAGAUAUUGAUGAUGUACUGACUAUGGUGUCUUUAUAUAGUACCUUAUCAUCUCUUAAAAUAAAGGCGUCUGUGAGUCAGUUAUGCAAGAGGCUAUUAUUAGAAUUUAUGCAUUACGUCAUAGCCUCAAAAUCUCUUAGGAAGGUAUUCAUAUCAAUUAAAGGUAUUUAUUAUCAAGCUGAGAUACAAGGGCAGACUAUAACAUGGCUUACACCGCAUCAGUUCCCUCAAAGAAUUCCAAGGGAAGUAGAUUUUCGUAUCAUGAACACUUUUGUCGAGUUCUAUACAACACUACUGACGUUUGUCAACUUUAGAUUGUUUCAUUCUCUUAACUUGCGUUAUCCACCUCAGUUGGGGGGAUAUUUUUCUACUGAGCUUUCUCUCCAGCUGCCCUCACUCCUAGUCAACCCGAAUGAAGUUGAAUAUGAAAAUGAUGGAGACAAAGGGGAAUAUAGAGAACUUUUGGAGUCUCUCUCUCAUUCUCUUGUUAAGAUUCCUGAAACACCAACAGGUGUGGUCUAAUAAUUGACCUUGUUCACUUCAACAUUUGGAAAGAAACGAUCAGCGUCUUCAUUGAAUGCUGUAGCCCUGAUCUCACCCUAACAGCGAGAGAAGGAAGAAAGAUAGAGCGAAAAUGGUCAACGAACUCUAGCGUCAAAAUACGACCUUCUCCACGAGAAUUAUUAUAAUGUCUUAGAGGAGGUUUUGAAGUGACCCGUGCCUUUAUUGUCCACCUGAGAA
Amphimedon queenslandica is the source of this 1171-nucleotide messenger RNA. RefSeq names its product pescadillo homolog. Gene Ontology annotation, biological process: ribosome biogenesis; maturation of LSU-rRNA from tricistronic rRNA transcript (SSU-rRNA, 5.8S rRNA, LSU-rRNA). Gene Ontology annotation, molecular function: RNA binding. The coding region runs from base 41 to 952 and encodes 303 amino acids. The transcript has 10 exons. The record is from RefSeq and is a predicted model, not a curated record. Lineage: Eukaryota; Metazoa; Porifera; Demospongiae; Haplosclerida; Niphatidae. Gene Ontology annotation, cellular component: nucleolus; PeBoW complex.